Messenger RNA from Psammomys obesus (fat sand rat), 3950 nucleotides. RefSeq names its product family with sequence similarity 204 member A (gene Fam204a). The record is from RefSeq and is a predicted model, not a curated record. NCBI's taxonomy places the organism in Eukaryota, Metazoa, Chordata, Mammalia, Rodentia, Muridae. Bases 471 to 1181 code for a protein of 236 amino acids. The transcript has 8 exons.
CUCGCGCCGCGCGCCGCAGCGGCAAGCUUCGUGGCGAGCCUGUCGGGUUCGGGUUCCGAGGCAGUGAGGGCAGCGGAGGAGGCUGGGCGGCCGGUCCUCACGGCUCCUCCGUGGGGACGCCGGGGCGGGCUGGGAAAGCGCUGCGCGCGGGCGGCCUGGCUCGGCGGCGCGGGGCCGUCGCGGGGGAGCGAGAGGAGGUCAGCGUCCCGUGCCUGGCCGAGGGAGGAGGGCGCGGGCAGCCUCGAGCGCAGAGGCAGCCUCACGGGCGCGCCGGCUGCGUCCGGGAAAGCCACCCGGCUGAUGAGGGCGAGCUGGGCCGUCGCCGUCGCGUCGGGCGUCCGGGAGGGGAUGCGGCCGCGGCCGGAGAGCUGAAGGUGGCGCGGGCCCGCACCCCGCGGGAGCUGUCCGGCUGAGCGGGGAAAGGUGCCUCUUCAGAGCCUCCCUCUCGCAGUCUUGAACUUCAAGAAAAGAUGUGGAGUGGGCUGUUACCUCCUGGGCUAAAUGAAAGUGAUGUUGAAUCAAAUUCUGAAGAUGAAGCCAUACUAGAGAACCCAGAACUUUCAGAACUUAACUUACAGGAAGAUGGAAAGACUGACAGCAGUAGGAAGCCAAAAAUGUCAGACUUCCCAGCAUGCAAGCCAAAAGCUGAAACAGAGACUGACACAAAUGCAUAUGACAAAUGUCCUUCUGGAAUUCCCCUAAACAUGUGGAAUAAAUUUCAAGAAUUGCAUAAAAAAAAUUCUGAACAGAAAAAUUCAACAUCAAGAUUCAGACAGAAAAAAAGAAAACGCUCCAAAAAAGGCAAAUUGAAGAAUGAAAAGGAAUCUCAGAGUGAGCAGUCCUCAAGUGAAACCCAGUGGAAGGAGCUUACUCAAUAUUUUGGAGCCAAUGAUAGAUUUGAACCCCCGGUUAAACAGAAAAAAGUUGAGAAGUCAGGCCUUGAAAAGAGGAUAGACCAGGCUGUGGAGGAAUGGGAUGUUGAGAAGGCUGAAGAGCUGAGCAACCAGCUAGCUACUCGAGAGCUCGGUGUAAAAGUUGCCAAAGCAAUUGCGUGCCACAAGUUUGUUAAAGCCAAAAAGGAGGCUGAAAACUCACAGGCUGCUCGAAAAAAGAAGAAGCUGGCAUGGGGGUUUGAAGCAAAGAAGAGAUGGGAAACCAAAAGCAACAUGGGAUAUAUGUAAUCUUGCAGAGUUCUUCAGGACAUUUAUUUAUAGACUAUCAUGCUUCAUUUGACAAAAAGAUUUUUCCACUUAGGUUAAAUGUGUCAGGAAAUUGAUAAAGAUAGAAAAAGAUAAGCGUAAAACUUGGGAGCUGAUUAUAAACUCUUUUCAGUCUUUUUUCUAAGAAGUUUGUGAAGGAAAUGAACAUUUUUAUAUUUGUGUAAGAAUUUUUAAGCAUAUGUACAAGAAAAAAAGGAUAGAAUUUUAUUUAUUUGUGUAAGCAUACAGUUUAAAAUCAAUUUUGUGUUUGAGCUGUUGGUCUAGCAUAUCCUGUGAGGUCCUUCGACUUCCUUAUCUGUUCUUAGCAUGACUGCACUUUUUCUAGAAUUGUGUUUUUACGAAUGGCUUUUGUUUAUAAUGGAUUAGUCAUAAAUAGAAAAAUUCUCAAUUGUUACUGACUUUACAAAUGGCUUUUAACUAUUUAAUUCUGUAAAAAAAUAAUUAUUGGUUAUUUUGGAGGAAGAAUUAAUAUUUCAUAGUCAUGUAGUAAAAGCAAUUGAUUAAUGUCAGUAGAAAUAAUUAUAGUAAAAAGUAGACACAUUAUAGUAUCUAGAGAAUGAUUUAAAUUCAGUUUUGCCUAGAAAAUGCCUUUCUAAAUAUCUGUCAACCAUGUCAUUCUUUGAAUUAUGAUUGUUCUUUGAAAAGGAAAUGGUCUGAUUGUGCUAGACACAGCUAUAACUUAAGAUAACAUAACUUUGGAUUGUCUAAGAGCUCAUUUGUUUUUACCCCUUCUCCCUGCUACUCCUUAAAAGAUAGAAUUAAUGAGACUAAAGAGAGAACUGAUUCCGGUGAAAUCAUUGUCCUUUGGUAUGUGUUUUACAGUCCUAUUGGGUAGAGGCUUUGAAAAGUCACUUGAUAACCAGCAAGACCAUAUGUGGAUACUGUGAAAAAUGAGUCAUGAUUAUAAUUGAAUAUUUUAGACUUAAAAUAGUAACAAUUUUAUUAACUUAUGGUGAUAUGUAAAUUUUCUCUAUAUGAAAAACAAGUGAAGAGUCCAACUAUCAAUGUUACCUUUAUUUAGUUUAGAAACACUGGUAUACAAACACAGGAUCCAGGCUAUCCACUGACAUGUCUUCAUGAAUAGGUACCUACCUUCGGGGAUGUCCUGAGUACUGUUUAUUUACAGAACCUACUUUAUGCAUGGUAUGCUAAUCAUACUGUUUAACAUACAUGUUUGUGUAACAGAAUAGGAAUAUUUUUUCCAUUCACUAUACAUUUCCCAGAUUUUAUCUAAAACAAGAUGUAUUAUCUUUGAGAAAGUUUCUAGUAUGGAUAUUUUCUUAUGUAAGGCCCUGGAACAUGCCUCUGCCUUAAUUUUCUGUUUCCUUACAUUCAGUUUUGUGGGUCUAGUGACUUCUGACAGCACAUUUUCUAUGUCAGGCCCCAUUCUGAGCUUUUAUGUCAGUGGGGCCAUUUUAACUGAGUAGAGAACAGCCAUAUGGGAGGGUGGUCAGACAGAGAAGUCACAUCUCCCAACUGCCUGCUCUUGUGGACAUGGAAAGUUUUGAAGUAUACUGGUGUGGCCAGAAAGUAAGGAGGAAGGAUUGCAUGAGGAAGGGCGAUGGCUUUUGUGUCUAUCUGGGGUCAUACUUGGUAUUUUAUUUGGGAUGACAGUUUGGAUACCUUAUUCUUUAGAACAAUAAAAUGGUAGCAUUAUUCCUGGGCCAUCAGUGGUGCCCACAGGGUGUAGUCAUUGUCCUUCCUAUUCUGGCCACAGUGAAAUAAGGGUUCUUUGUGAAUCAGUGAUAACUUUGGUCCCUGAAGCUUCAACUUGUGCAUUUGCUUCUUCCAGAACACUUGAAUUUGAUUAGUGAUGUGAUUUUCAGUUACUCUUGAGUGAGAUUAAUAUGUUUGAGGCCAUUGGUAUAGCGUUAGUUACAUGAUUUACUGUCUGAGUACUUGAGGCCAGCACAGCUUACUGAAGAACAGUAAUUUUGAGCUUUACUGUGUUGGUUUUGAAAGUAAGGUUGGUAGUGCAUUCUUGUUUAGGAGCCCUCAGGAUGUUUCUGAUUUCAGCAGAACAUUCUAUUUCUUUCACCAAAAGGAGAGUUUAAAUAUGCAAUCUCAAGCUUGCUAUAAUUAGUUCUGAUGACAGUUAAAUACCUCAGCCAAGACUGUAAAUCAGCAGUUAAAUUCUGACUUCUGCCGUUGAUCAUAAAUCUCAAGCAUGGUGUUAUAAACACUUAUUUUUGGGGACAGGCCUCAGACAGAAGCAAAAUGCCAUUUGCAUGUUAGGUGACAUCUGUAAACCUCACACUUUAAAUCUGAUACUGUGUCCACACCUUUUGGCUAAGCUGUCUUUGCAGUACUUUAGCAAGUGAUGAGAACUUUGAGUCCUUGUGUGUGCGUGUGCGGUGUGUGCUGCUGCAUGCCUUGGGCAUUCUUCUCUAGCACUUAUUUGAGAUGGGCUUUCUCACUGAACAUGGAAUGAUGCUGGAGUGUGUCCAGCCUUGCUCUUGGCUCUGUACCCCAGCACUGGGCUCAGGCUUGCACACUGCCAUGCCUGGCUUUUUACAUGGGUUUUGGCGAUUCAAGCUCAGUUCCUCCUGCUUGUGCAGCAAGUGCUGUUGCUGUUACCCACUGAGUCGUCCCCAGCCCAAGAAGUUAAAAUUCUUAAAAUGUGAAUGUAUUACUCUGAAAAUGUCUACGUUCACCUUGUCAGGGAAAGACUGAUGCUGUGCUUUUGGAAAUGUAUAUCUUAAAAACUAAAUAUAUUAUACAAGGCAAUAA